Messenger RNA from Octopus bimaculoides (California two-spot octopus), 2138 nucleotides. RefSeq names its product serine palmitoyltransferase 1. Gene Ontology annotation, biological process: sphingosine biosynthetic process; ceramide biosynthetic process. Gene Ontology annotation, molecular function: pyridoxal phosphate binding; serine C-palmitoyltransferase activity. Gene Ontology annotation, cellular component: endoplasmic reticulum. The record is from RefSeq and is a predicted model, not a curated record. NCBI's taxonomy places the organism in Eukaryota, Metazoa, Mollusca, Cephalopoda, Octopoda, Octopodidae.
UCUCCCUGCGGUUCUGUUUCGAAAUAAUGCUGGUUGGUUUGCUCAUCAAACUGUUUCUGAAGAGUCGACACUUUAAUCAGAUUCAGCUCACUGAAGAGGAAAAAGAACAGGUCGUACAGGAAUGGACACCCGAACCGUUGGUCCCUACAGUGCCAGGUGACCAUGAACUGAUUGUUCGAAUGGAGGAAAAUGUUGUGCAAGGAUUUGCUGGUAAGAUAUUAAAAAUCAACGGGAAAGAAUGUAUCAACAUGGCGACUUUUAACUUCCUUGGUUUACUAGGUGACAAGUCUGUUGAAAAAGAAAGCAUAAAACGAUUGAGAUACUAUGGUGUUGGCACAUGUGGACCACGUGGUUUCUAUGGCACCACAGAUACACACUUGGAAUGUGAAGAGCGAUUCUGUGAAUAUAUGAAUACCGAAAUGGCUGUUUUAUACUCACAUGGAUUUCUCACUGUUACAAGUGCAAUGGCCACGUAUUCAAAACGUCAUGACGUCAUAUUUUGUGAUAUGGGGGCGUCUUUCGCAGUCACACAAGGAUUAAGAGUGUCCCGCAGCAAUUUCCAUUUCUUUCGCCACAACGACAUGGAACAUCUCGAAGAAUUACUUAUCGAACAUCAAAAAUGGGAAAAACAAAACCCGAAGAAGGCUAAAGUGACCAAAAAGUUAAUUGUCGUCGAAGCGCUGUACCUCAACAUUGGCGAUAUAUGUCCUUUACCAAGAAUUGUGGAAUUGCGAGACAUUUACAAAGUACGUGUGAUUGUUGAUGAAAGCUUUAGCUUCGGAAUCCUGGGAAAAACAGGCCGUGGCAUAACUGAACACUACGGACUCUCAAUAGGAGAUAUUGACGUGUUCACAGCAGAUCUCGAAAAUACGUUCGCCAGUGUUGGAGGUCUUUCUGUCGGCAAGAAGUGGGUUUUGGAUAAACAGAGAAUGGGAAGUCUCGGUUAUGCUUAUUCUGCUUCACAACCUCCGUUGUGUGUUGGGGCCAUCAUACAAGUGAUCAAUAUUUUAGAGGAGAGUAGCGAAUUUGUAACAGAAUGUCGCCAAACUUGCGAAAUGGUUCAAGAAAAACUUUCUGAUAUUGAUGGUUUGAGACUAGGCGGUUUACCAAUAUCUCCUGUGAAACAUCUCUACCUCUCCAAAUCUUCAGGUGACAGACGGACAGACUAUGAUCUUUUACAACGGAUUGUCGUAUUUGCUAAGAACGAAGGUGUAGCACUUGUCGUCACGGAAUAUCUGAAUGACAUGGAAUGGUAUCUUCCAGAGCCAAGUAUACGGAUUGCUGUGAACAGAAAACAUCAGCCAGAAGAUAUCGACAAAGUGGUUAAUGUCUUGCGAGGAGCCACCAAGGAGAUUCUAUCGCUAUAAACACAUACACACACAAAAAGAGACAUACAUAUAUGCAUACAUACAUGCAAACAUUAUAUAUAUAUAUAUAUAUGUACUGUUGAUGUCAUAAUGCUAUAAACUUUUGAGAGAGCACUGGAUCUCGAAGCACAUCACAUAAUGCUAUAGAUAAUAGCAUGUAAAUAUUGGGUUGAAAAACCCUUUUUGACCGAAAAGGUCGAAGGCCGUCCAUGGGAAAUCGAACCCACAUCUCCUGUCGUGUCUAUAAAAAGGUGUGGGUUCGAGUCCCAAGGGCAGCCUUCGACUUUCCUAUCCAAAAGGGUUUUUCAACCCAAUAUUUACGUGCUAUUAUCUAUAGCUUUAUGUGAUGUGCUUCGAGAUCCAUUCUGUUAUAUACUUUCAUAUACGUGUGAAAAAGUCUUCUUGGUUAUCUUCAAGACGUGGAGACAUACCAUGAUCUCUCACUACUUUAUAUUUCAGUGCCGGAAAUAAUGGACAUGAUAGAACUCGUUGCUGUGAAAACAGAAAUUAUAAAAUGUUUACCAUGAAAACAACACUAGUGACAGACUAAUUUUCUCAGUGAACUAGGAACACAUUUCAUCAUCAUUAAUUUUAAUUUUUACUAUGGCAGUGGAUGGCCGAAUCAACUGAACGUUGAACGAAAUUAUUUGUAUUUAGUUACAUUACUCUUUACGUUCUGAGUUCAAAUCCCACAGAAAUUUACCUUUCAUCAUUCCGAAAUCAAUAAAAUAAAGAACCAGUGCAGUGCUGGGUUCAAUUUAAUUGACAAUA